GUAACUUGAUUAACCCCAAUUCCAUAAAUAUAUCCCCGCCAAUUCCCCCUCUCUAAUUCUCACUGCACUCUCUGUCUCUCAAUUCAGAUCUUCCAUUCCCCCAAAUUCUCAUUUCAAUUCGAUCUUCAAAACCCCGAAACCCUAGAUCAGAUCAGAUUUCGGAUUCCCAAAUUCGAAAGAGAAAACCCUCGAAACCCUAGCCUAGAUCAGAUCAGAAACCUUGAUCGGAGAUGCAAGGACUCCGGGUGGGUUUCCGGUUCCACCCCACCGAGCGUGAGCUCGUUGGUUACUUCCUCCGGAACCGAGCCUCCAUGGGCUCCGAAUUCCGGCCGGGCACCGUCGUUGAACGCCUUGAUUUCUUCGGCAAGACCGAGCCGUGGGUCAUCUGGGACAGCCACGGCGGUCCUGGAUUGGAGGAAGGAGAGUCUCUCUACUUCUUUACCGAGAGGCACAGGCUUCACGGCACCGGAAAGCGGUUCAACCGGAAGGUCGGGUCCGGUACAUGGAGCGCUCAACGCCCAUUAAAAGUGGAGCAGAAUGGAAUUCGAGAUGGAUGUGAAUGACUCUCUUGUGCUCUGCACCUUGAGGAAAAACCCGUCACCAGCUGUGGUGGUGGCGGUGCAGGAGAGCAACACCACUCGAAAGAGAAAUGACCGAUGCGGUAAUGAUGAUUCAAACGACUUGAAAAGGUUGAGACUUGAUCAACCAACCAGUAUCAGCACCGCUGAGGUUGAGAAUUUGUCACAUUCUGAUUGUGAGGUUGGGAAUGUGUCCAAUUCUGUUUGUGAUGUCUAUUUUACACAGUGGCUGCAGAUGGUUUUGGAUGAGGAUCCCAUCAGCGAUGCCUUGUUGGAUGAGUGUCUUGGAGGUACUUCUGGUUUGCCUUCUAUUAAUGAUCCUAGUCUCUUUGAUGAUACUAAUGAUGCAAAUGCAGAUUCCUUCUCACUCAUAAACUGAUAGUGAUAUUCUUGUUGGGCUGUAUGUGGUUCUUUUCAUUCUUUGGCAUACUUUGAUUCUUAAUUAGAGAUGAGAGCCUAACUGGAGUGUGAAAUAAAU
Molecule: messenger RNA, 1056 nt
Organism: Fragaria vesca subsp. vesca
Lineage: Eukaryota; Viridiplantae; Streptophyta; Magnoliopsida; Rosales; Rosaceae
Exons: 3
Coding region: 538-957 (139 amino acids)
Source: RefSeq, a predicted model, not a curated record